AUGUCAUGCAUGGAUGAGAAGCUGGCAGUGGUGCAGGCUUGCAUCGGACUGUUUCAAGAACCCUGGACGGUCCGUAAUAAAAUUAAAGGGGUUGAUUCACGGCGCGGCAAUCUGUUUUAUAGUAACCGCGUAAAUGACAAGGUAAGGGCUUGCAUUUAUGUUUCUAAAGGCAUCAAUGCAAUGUACCUUCCUCAAUACUCCACAGGAGAUUUAGUGGCGGUUAAGGUGGAGAUAGAGACUGCUCGCGGUAGAAGGGAGCUGGUCCUUGUCUCUGCUUACCUGCCAUACGACGCGGCUGAUCUGCCUCCCUCUCGGGAGAUUGCAAAUCUGGUGGCGACGUGCGAGAUGAACUCAUGGGAGCUUCUCGUUGGGGCUGAUGCUAAUGCUCACCACAUUGCAUGGAGUAGCAUUGGCGUCAAUGCGCGCGGGGAGGUUCUUUUGGGAUUUAUCUGCGCGAACCAAUUGGAAAUUAUAAAUGUUGGGGACAAGCAAACUUUCGUCAACAGACGGAGGAAGGAAGUCAUCGACAUUACAUUUGGAACGAGUGUCGCAGCUGAGCUAGUAACAUGUUGGCAUGUGUCGGAUUUUCUAACUAUCUCUCAUCAUAGGAGGAUUUACUUCGACAUCUCGGCCCUGACUGUUGGUCCCAAACCAUUCCGCAAUCCACGGAGGACGAGCUGGUCAGUUUUUAACCGUUCCUUUUCCGAGUGUUGGGCAGACAAUGGGAAUGUGCCUAGAGAUGCUGAGAGCAUUGAUGACUCAGUUGAAAAACUGAACUCGGCUUUGCUAACGGCGUUUGAAAAAGCCUGCCCAUUGAUAACAAACUGA
Molecule: messenger RNA, 828 nt
Organism: Phlebotomus papatasi
Lineage: Eukaryota; Metazoa; Arthropoda; Insecta; Diptera; Psychodidae
Exons: 1
Coding region: 1-828 (275 amino acids)
Molecular function (GO): catalytic activity
Source: RefSeq, a predicted model, not a curated record